Messenger RNA from Salmo salar (Atlantic salmon), 5498 nucleotides. The record is from RefSeq and is a predicted model, not a curated record. NCBI's taxonomy places the organism in Eukaryota, Metazoa, Chordata, Actinopteri, Salmoniformes, Salmonidae.
GACAAUUUGAGCCAGCAAAUUCUACCACUCGAUUAGAUUGCGUGCUUUGGAAGUAGGCGGUCUUUGACCAUUGCUCGCUGUACUUUGAUAUGUGUGCGGCUCAGCUGUAGAGUCAGUAGACGACAACUGGGCUGUGCGGAGGAUUUAUGUGUUUGACAAUGUGAGUUAAUCUAUGGAAAACUAAAACCGAAAUUAUAGUCUACAGAAAAACUAGAUCUACACUUUCGGAAGUUCACAGGCAGACGACUACAUACUCAAACAUUUGGUCCUGAGGCCUGAGUGCCAUGCCAGAGGAGUCCCACAGUGCUCUCCAUAAGGGCCCAAUGGGGGAAGAAUCUCCUCAGUUGUACUCUGCCCUCUCCAUCAGUGGUGGCUAUGAGCGACAAGCCAGCUACAGUCGGCUUUGUGCUGACCCCUCAGCGGGAGAGGCUGAGCAUCCAGUGAGCCUGGUAUCCACUCUGUCCUCAGUCUCCUCCCGGGACAGCCACAUCCUCUACGGCAGUACCUCAGCCCUCCCCUCCACACCACCUCCCCCCAGUGGAACGGACGUUGACCUGGAGCUCAGCCCUGCAGAGGGAGCCAGGGAGCAGCCCCAGACCAAGAUGCAGGGCCUCAGUCAGGGGGGGACCAGAGACCAGUGGCUGGACCACAGUCAGACCAGGUCCCAGUGCAACAACAACGCCACCACCAACAGGAGGACUAAUGCACCUCAGACCCACACCGCACCCUUUGCCACUGAAGCCAUGGCUCCCAACCCUAAGCUCAGCUACGUGGACCGUGUAGUCAUGGAGAUAAUUGAGACAGAGCGCAUGUAUGUCAGGGACCUUCGCAGCAUCGUGGAGGAUUACCUGGCUCACAUCAUAGACAUGGACAACCUUCCCAUUCAUCCAGACCAGGUUUCUUCCCUGUUUGGGAAUAUAGAGGACAUAUAUGAGUUCAACAGUGAGCUGCUGCAGUCUCUGGACAUGUGUGAGAAUGACCCGGUUGCUGUGGCAAGUUGCUUCGUGGACAAGAGUAACGCUUUUGAAAUCUAUACACAGUACUGCACAAACUACCCCAACUCUGUGGGUACACUGACCGACUGCAUGAGGAGUAAGACUCUGGCCAAGUUCUUCAGGGAUCGCCAGGCCUUCCUCAAGCGUUCUCUCCCCCUGGGGUCCUACCUGCUCAAACCCGUCCAGAGGAUCCUCAAAUACCACCUGCUUCUGCAGGAGAUCGCCAAGCACUUUGACCCUGAGGAGGAGGGCUAUGAGGUGGUGCAGGAGGCCAUUGACACCAUGACCGGGGUGGCCUGGUACAUCAAUGAGAUGAAGAGGAAACACGAGCACGCUGUCAGGCUGCAGGAGAUCCAGUCUCUCCUGAUCAACUGGAAGGGUCCUGACCUCACUACGUAUGGAGAGCUGGUGCUGGAGGGAACCUUCCAGGUCCAACGUGCCAAGAACACCAGGAUGCUGUUCCUCUUUGACAAGAUGCUCCUCAUCACCAAGAAGAGAGGAGAGCACUAUGUCUACAAGACACACAUAUUGUGCUCGACCCUGAUGCUGCUUGACAGCGCCAAGGACCCUCUGCACUUCAGUGUGAUCCACUUCAAGCAUCCCAAGCAGCCUCACACUGUGCAGGCCAAGACUGUUGAGGAGAAGCGCCUCUGGGCUCAUCAUAUCAAGAAACUGAUUCUAGAGAACCACCACACCAUUGUCCCACAGAAGGUAAAAGAGGCCAUCCUCGAAAUGGAUUCUCUCUACCCAGGGUCUGGGAAGUACCGCUACAGCCCAGAGAGGCUGAAGAAGGCUGGAUCCUGCCGGGCUGAAGACUUUUCCGCAGAGGAGAGACCCGGACGCAGGACAUCAGAACCAGGGAAACCGAUCGUAAGGACAACCAAAGCCAUUCUGAAGCUACAGCACGCAGACAGAGAAGGUGCUCUUCUGGGGGACAGGCGUUCCCUGCAGUCAGCUGCUAGUGUCAGUAUGCUGGGCUCCAGUCUAGGUGAGGCUGAGAGGCCUGGUGUGCUGGGAGCCCCGGAGGAGAUGCCCUCCUGCGGCCUGAGUCCCAGUGAGGACCCUAAGCCAGGGUCCUUACCCUGCCAGGGGGGCACUGAGCAGCAGGAGGAGAAGGAGAAGAAGGGGGAGAUAAACACAGAUAUUCUGAUGGAGGAUAACCAGGUAGCCGACUUUGCCAGCUCCAAGCUGGCAGCCAUCUCCUGCUGGUACUAUAGGGCCAGGGCUUUACUUUCUGCUCGGUUCACAACGGAUGAAGAACACCAUGAGGUUCUAGUUAAGAAGGGACCAAUGGGGGAGAGGAUGGAGACAUCAGCCCAGGAGAUCAGCGAGUUGGCUACAGAGGAGACCUUCACUGACCAGGUGUAUGUGGAGGAGGUGCCUCCUCAAAGCAGUGCUCCUACGGUAGUAGUGAUGGAACAGAGUGAGGCGAACCCACCCCUAUACACAGAGCCUGAUGCUUUGCCGACCCUGCCUCCCAGACAGCCUGUGACGUCUCAGACACUGGAGCCUGAGAGGGGUAUCUGGGGGGGAGGAGUAGAGGAAGCGGGAGGGGAGGAAGAGGAGAGUGACUGCUCUGUCCAACAGGACGAGAUGAACUCAUCAGUGACAAAUGGAGAGUGUUCAGAGUUUGGUGCGGCGGUGGGAACUGAGACCAGCCGCAUCCUGCCUGCCUCUGUGUUGGACCAGGGCAGUGUAAUCACUGAGCAUUUUGUCGGCAGCCUGGUGGUCUCAGAGGAUCUGUGUUCCCUGGGCUGCCCCUCACCUCAGCUGGGCAGCAAGAGCAGCAGCACACCCUGUCUGAACACCGAGCUCGAGGAGGAGGUCCAGACCCUGGUUAACUCCACCCCAGAGCACCCACUGCUCCUGAAAGGCAACACCUCACCGCCUGCCCCUAGACCAGACCACCUCAUGGAGGUGGAGCGCAGAUCCACUCUCUCCAAGCAGGACCGGAUACUCAUCCACAAGAUCAGGAGGUACUAUGAGCAUGCAGAGCACCAGGAUGCCAGCUUCAGCAUCAAGCGCAGGGAGAGCCUGUCCUAUAUUCCUGCAGGCCUGGUCAGACACCUGAGCCGGCAGCUCAACAGCAAACCCCAGGACCAAGCAGUUCCAGGCCACAGGAAGGUCUCCCCGAACAACCGGCCCACAUCCUGGUCAGUGUUCGACCUUCCUGGCUUAGAAAAAGAGCAGAGGACUAAUAAUACCCCUGUGCUGGAGCCACAAAAAGCUGCAGACGUCAAGCCCAGGUCCCAGAGUGUCAAUGAUGCUCCUGUUGGAGACGAGGAUGAGUUCUUCAGACCAUCCUUGGACAUGGUCCAAGUGUGGCAAGACAUAGAGAUGGAGGAGGUUUAUGGGAGCCUUGGGAAACCCAAUGGUAUCCAGGGUACAGAGGACAUUGUCCAUCCCAGAUCACAUCUAUCCCGGAAGGGGGGAACCAGCAGCGAGAGCCCUGAAGCUGAGUAUAUCGAGCCCCUGAGGAUCCUGGAGGAGUCAGACAUGGGUGCUGUCUCAGAGGAAUCCCCAUCACCCAUCACAACCUCCCCAGACCCCUUCUCAGGGCAGGAGUCCUGCCAGAAUAAGACUCCCAAGUCCUGGGAGAGAGGCACAGUCAGUAGAGCUCCCCUCCCCAGGACCAUCAGCCUGCGUUCAGGGGUGGAAGAGGACCUGAUUCUGCAGGAUAUGGAGAAGACGAAGAACAAGGUUUUCCAACUGGCCCGCCAGUACAGCCAGCGCAUCAAGAACAGCAGGCCCGUGGUGAGGCAGAGAAACAUGGAGGCUGAGAACCACCUUGCCCUUAAGAACCUGCCAGCUGUCUAUGAGGAGAAGGUCCAAAGGAGAGACUGGGGUAGGCCUAACCUGACACUGUCACUCAAAUCCUAUGAGCAGGUGGUCGUGCAUGAGCGGAGGACCCCAAGCCCAGUCCCAAGUCUCAACUCUGGGGCUAGCUCACAGGUCACGUCCCCCUGUCCCAACAGUCCUCACAACCCAGUGCAGACACAGAGUUUCCACUGGCCAGAUGUCCAGGAGCUGCGCUCCAAAUACACUAACCACAGGCUGGACCCUGGUUCCUCCCACCCAUCACCUGUCAGCCAUAGCUGCUCCGUCCCAGAGAGGAUGCAGAGUUGCACUGAGGACUUCAGUACCUCAUGGAGCCCCGAUGGCUACUCAUCCAGCUGCAACUGCUCCACAGACACUAACAGUGGACUAACAGACUCACUUGAGACUAUGUCAUCCAUGGACCACCAGGGUGGGGAUUCUGUGGGAGAGGCUCAGCCACGGCUUUGCAGGUGGCACUCUUUUGAUCACUUGCUAGGAACACUGCCUCUACAGGAGCUGCAGAACCUUCAGGAGACAAUGAGGAGCUGUUACAUGGCUGGUCAGGCUACCCUGCCCAACGAGCACAAGGUUAUUAUAGUGGAGAGGGUUGCUGGCGAUGGGCCAGAGGAGACUGGAGGGAAGACGAGAGUGGAGGAGCAAGGAGCUAAAGGAAAGACCAAACUUAAAAUCUCAAAAAGCCUCGACUACCAGUACUGUGCCAAGAGGUCUGCACUGACUUCAGACAAAAAGAUUGAGAGUAGUCUGGUAAAAAACCUACGAGCAAAAUUCCAGAACUUGGGGUCAAACACUGUAAAUGCCACGCCUAUUUGAUCGCUUUCUGUAAUGAAAUAAGCCUUUUCUUACCUAUAUAUGCAAUUGACGUUGAGAAAUAUGAAUAUAAAUACUGUCUAUUAGGCAGUAACUACUGCUACUGUGUUAGGAGUACCAUUUUCAUGUUCAUUUUCUACUUUUUGUCUGUAUUAUCACCUUAUCUCACAUCAGUCUCUUUUCUCACUUCUGGUGUUACCUACUAAGGAUAUUGAAUAAUCAAGAGCACCCCAUGGGAGAAUAUGUUGUGACUUUGUAAAAUGUGUAAAUAGAUGUAAAUGUGUCUUGUUCUUACACCAUCAUAAAAUGUGUUUACAUGAAGAGAAUGACUAUGUAUAUAAGAAAAAUGGUUUGGAGAAAAAACAUCAGCAUAUUGAAGUAGAUCUGUCCAGAUUACCCAAUUCCCCCCCCCCGUGUAACGAUGCAAUGGUCAUCCUCUAUUUGUGAUUCAAUUGUGAGGGUCAUAAGCAAGGAAAUAGUGAAAAGAUAUAUGCGACUUAAUAUAUAAAUGGGAGUAAAUCUGGAAGGCUGGGCCAUAAUUAAGUUAUUUAUUGCGGAUUUACAGCCAUUAGGAUUCACUCAACCCUGUUUGACCUUUGGUCAAAGUGUUUUUCCUUCAGUUGUUUAAAAAUGGGAGAUGUCUGUGCUGUCUACUAUUCAGCCAAAUGUGCCAUAUUUAGCUACUCCUCAGUACUAUGAUUGUUUCCAUACAUCACUGGAGUUGUUUUCUGUUUUCUUGUUAUUUAUAAAAUGAUCCUCAUCUUCGUAGACCUUUGCAUUCCAGAAACGGCACAGAAUAAUUUUAUACUUGAAAUGGCAAAUAUGCUCAAUAAAAUCUGAGCUAUUGAAAUUACAGUA